Messenger RNA from Pollicipes pollicipes, 2232 nucleotides. RefSeq names its product galactosylceramide sulfotransferase. The coding region runs from base 204 to 1505 and encodes 433 amino acids. The record is from RefSeq and is a predicted model, not a curated record. The transcript is spliced from 5 exons. Gene Ontology annotation, cellular component: membrane. Gene Ontology annotation, molecular function: galactosylceramide sulfotransferase activity. NCBI's taxonomy places the organism in Eukaryota, Metazoa, Arthropoda, Thecostraca, Pollicipedomorpha, Pollicipedidae. Gene Ontology annotation, biological process: glycolipid biosynthetic process.
UCGCGCGCCACCAGUGGGAGCCGAGCACGGGAGCUGUGCACGGCGUGGCCGGCCCAGCGUGCUACACGAGGUGGUGAACUGAGCUCCACCAGGAGUGGUGCUCUGAGGAGUGCGCUGGGUAGCGGUGCGGGUGGUGCGCGUGAGUGAAGUGAAAGAAAGGUCGGAGGGGAGUGGCGUCGUCAAAGUUGGAGCAGAGGAGCGUCAUGCGCUGGUUCAGAUCCUGCUCUGCUGAGGGACGCCUGGCUGCGGUGCUGAUGAGACGUGCCCUGACAGUGGGUCUGCUGGUCGCCGGCCUGCUGGUUCUGCUGAUGCUGCUGCUGCUCGCCAGCGACCAGCGGACCAGCCACGCCUACAGGGCUCUCCUGCCCCCGCCCCCACAGCAACUCCUGUCGAUGGCUGGGGACGACGGACCGAAAAUGGCUGGGGACGACAGCGACAACUGCGUGCCGCGGGACUCUAUCUUCUUUCUGAAGACGCACAAAUGCGCCAGCUCCACUGUGCAGAACAUCCUGAUGCGCUACGGCGAAAAGCACUCGCUCAACUUCGUCCUGGGAAGCACGGGCAACUACGUCGGAUCACCGACGCCGUUCAACAGGCUAUUCAUUCCGGAUUGGCUUUGGCCCCGCUCUGGCAAGUUUGACGUGUUCGCGCACCACACGCGGCUGCACGUGGCCGAGACGCGCCGCGUGAUGCAAGAUCACGCUGCGUGGGUCACGAUCCUGCGCGAUCCCGUGGCACAGUUCGAGUCGGCCUUCGACUACUACCACUUCGCGAUUCCGCAACACUGGAAUAUGACGCUGAGACAAUUCAUCGCUCUGCCGCUGGAGAGGAAGCAGGCUCUGGCGAGGAUCGGCCAUGGGCGCUUCGGCGGCAGCCAGAUGGCCUUUGACCUCGGAUACGACCCAGCCAUCGUCAGCGAACCGCGCCUCGUGCAGGCCAUGCUCGACGACCUCGACAAGGCCUUCGACCUUGUGAUGAUAGCCGAGAUGAUGGACGAGUCGCUGGUGCUGCUGCGUCAGUUGAUGUGCUGGUCGACUGAUGACGUCAUCUACCUCACCAAGAACGCGCGCUUCGACGCGCUGCGAACCCCGAUGAGUCGCGCCGACCGGGCGGCGCUGGAGGAGUUCCUGGAGCUGGACAUGAUUCUGUACCGCCACUUCCGGCAGCGCCUGGCCCAGCAGAUCGCCGCCGUGCCAAUCGCGACGUUUCUGGCGCGCACGGAGGCGCUCGUGGCGCGCUGCCUGCACUACAAGCAGCGCUGCGUGGCCUCCGAGGCUAAGGGCAGCGAGCUGCAAGGGCAGCAGCACGAGAUCACCGACCGGGUCAAGGGCUACCGGCUGAUAGACUCUUCCGACUGGAUGUGUUCCCGCCUCGGCAUGGCGGAGAUCGGGUACACGGACCUCCUCCGCGACGGCCAGCGCCAGCGGAUGGCCAUCUGGCGCCGGGUGUACGGUCUCCUGGGCAUGGACGUUGGCGCGCCUCAGCAGCCGGAGGAGAGGACAUAGUGGCAGGCGCGGGCGUGUGCGGGGCACGGCUGUGCGCUGGAAGGAAAGGGCGUGGAGAGUCAGAUCAGCUGAUUGGCGUGACGCUUAUUGGGAUGUGGGGGUGCCUGCUGUUUAGGUGAUGUGGCACAUGAGCUGUGAUGCUUUUGUUUUUGCUUUGAAGCACUGACGUAUGGAGCGGUUUCCUAUGUUGCGUUUGGCUUGUUUUACAUGGGUGUCAGUUGAUAGCUGAUGACUUAUGAAUUGUGGUUUUGUUAGACAUGAAGUGCUAUUUUGCGAUACGUCGCCGAAAUCAUGGGAUAUGCAUGAUCGCAUUCUUGCGAAACUGCAGCUUACGGUUAUCUUCUCGGAAUCUGAAAUGAAGUCAGGCAGAGCAUCAGGUUACAUAAGCGUAGUUUUGUUCCCCGCAUGACCUCCAGGGGCCCACUGUCCUGCUUCAAAGGUGUGCGGCAGUUCGGCCGAAGCAGUUAUCUUUCGCGCGGACAUUACUGAUGUCCCUCGUUGACCAACGAAAUACGAGGCUAGUCUGGUGUCAGCGUGCAGUUGGACCUGACCUGAUUUUGUAUUACUUCACCUGUCACCGAGACUGCAGACCCCACGAAACGGGACUGAUUCGAGCUCCUUCGUAGUCAAUGCCUCAUGGAUGUCUUGCCAAUGCUGGAAGCCUUCGGGGACAGUGCGUGGUUCGUGCUUGGCACCAGCUGCUCAUGAAAAUACACCCUGUACUGCA